Molecule: messenger RNA, 543 nt
Organism: Blumeria graminis f. sp. triticale
Lineage: Eukaryota; Fungi; Ascomycota; Leotiomycetes; Helotiales; Erysiphaceae
Source: the annotation of a GenBank genome assembly
AUGUCAUUAGCCUCUAAUACUGCGGCUCACUCUUGCGUCCGGACACUCUGUAGUCCGCGCAUUUACGGUAUUAGAAGCCUUCGUUCUCGUAUAAACCAACAGAGCAGAUGGCAGACGGUCAAUGCAGCCUCCAAUCCUAAAAUCUCAGAUAUUGUUGAUAAAAUCAGUCAACUGACCCUAUUAGAGACGGCUGAUCUGGUAACAAGUUUAAAGACACGGUUAAAUAUUCCUGAUAUGCCUGUAGGUGGGUUUGCUUCUGCUGGGAGCACUACAGUAUCUGUGGCCACGCCAGUCGAGGAGGAAGACGCCGCUCCCGCCCAGCAGGAAAAGACAAUGUUCAAUUUAAAGCUCCAAAGCUUUGACGCAGCAGCAAAGCCCAAGAUAAUCAAGGAAAUUAAAAGCAUGCUGGGAUUAAGCUUAGUGGACAGUAAGAAGUUUGUAGAGAGUGCGCCUAAACUCAUGAAAGAAGGGGUGCCUAAAGAUGAAGCCGAAAAAAUUGUAGCUGCAUUGAAAACAUUGGGUGGUGUGGUUACCAUGGAGUAA